GGGAAGCCGGGGCUCGAAGAGCGAAGGAGGCCGGAGCCGGGGGAGCGAGGGAGGCCUGAACCGGAGAGGGAAGCCAGGGCUCGAAGAGCGAGAGAGGCCGGGGCCUGAUGUAGCGAGGGCUGCUGGGCGAGCGAAGGGAGCCGAGGCCUGAGGAGCGAGGAUGACCGAAGCCCAAAGAGCAAAGGGAACCCCGGCCUGGCGUCGUGAUGGCGGCGGGGCACUAGUGAAGGAAGCGGGACCCAAGGAGAGAGGAGAGCCGGAGGCUGCGGAGCGAGAGCGGCUUUGGGCUGGCGUCAAGGGCGGAGUCAGACCCUCGCGGACUGGAAGCAGCCGCAGCGAGCAAAGCAGUCUGGGCUUGGCGGAACUGGGGCUGCCGGGGAGACGCCCUGGAGCAUCCUAGAUGCGUCCGGUCGUCCCUCCCGUUGGUCGGGAGCAGGCAGGACCAGCCUGCCGUUUCAGGGCGCCCCUCUCGCGACCAGCCUACUGCAAUGGCCUGAUGGUCAAAUGAGAGAGCCUGCAGGCACCGGAUGCUUCGGUUUUUCCAGGGCACCUCAGGGCUUAGGCACCUCCUUCUUUCUGCCCGACAGUAGCUACUGGCACCUUGCUCCUGAGCAUAUUACGCUGGACAUUUGACAUUGCCUGCUCUGCUCCUUCCAGUACGCAGACCCUCCAGCAUGACAGUCUCUUCAUUUUAGGAUUGGAGACUAAGGCUGGGGGAUGUUGGGAGCCAGACUUUCCCUCUUUUCAGGCAGCAAGUUGCUGUUUGUUACCCCUAGUGGGAGAUGAGCUUGAGGGGGUCUGACUACAUGAUUGAGGUCACAGCUUGACCAAGGAGAUGUCAUUUGAGUGGAAGCCCUACCACUGCCCAUGGAUUGCACAGCACGUCCUUUCUAAUGGGAAGCUCUUGUCUGCUGAAGUGACUCAUUAUGUGAUCCCAGACUGGAAAGUUGUCCAGGAUUACCUUGAGGUCCUGGAGUUCCCCGAGCUGAAGGGAGUUAUUUUCAUGCAAACGGCUUGUCAAGCAGUGCAGCACCAGAGAGGCCGGAGACAAUAUAACAAACUGCGAAACCUCCUGAAGGAUGCUCGACAUGACUGCAUUCUCUUUGCUAAUGAAUUCCACCAGCACUGUUACCUCCCUCGGGAAAAGGGGGAAGCCAUGGAGAAGUGGCAGACCAGGAGCAUAUACAACUCAGCUGUUUGGUACUACCACCACUGUGAGGACAGGAUGCCCAUCGUUAUGGUGACAGAAGAUGAAGAGGCCAUUCAGCAGUAUGGAAGUGAAACAGAAGGCGUAUUUGUAAUUUCUUUCAAGAAUUACCUGGACAACUUCUGGCCAGAUUUGAAGGCUGCCCAUGAGCUCUGUGACUCCAUCCUUCAGUCUCGCCGGGAAAGGGAGAAUGAGAGUCAGGAAACCCAUGGGAAAGAGUACCCGGAACACCUUCCCCUGGAAGUACUGGAAGCAGGCAUCAAAUCUGGACGCUACAUCCAGGGAAUUCUGAAUGUCAACAAGCACAGAGCUCAGAUAGAAGCUUUUGUUCGCCUACAAGGAGCCAGCAGUAAGGACUCAGGCUUGGUCAGUGACAUCCUCAUCUAUGGCUCAAAGGCUCGGAACCGCUCCAUCCAUGGAGAUGUGGUGGUGGUGGAGCUGCUCCCCAAAAGCGAGUGGAAGGGAAGAACCGUUGCCCUGUGUGAGAAUGACAGUGAUGACAAGGCGUCGGGCGAGUCCCCAAGUGAGCCCAUGCCCACAGGUCGAGUGGUAGGCAUCCUUCAAAAGAACUGGCGAGAUUAUGUGGUGACAUUUCCAUCCAAAGAAGAGGUCCAGACUCAGGGCAAAAAUGCCCAGAAGAUUCUGGUCACGCCGUGGGAUUACAGAAUCCCCAAGAUCCGCAUCAGCACUCAGCAAGCGGAGGCCCUCCAGGAUUUCAGGGUGGUUGUGCGCAUUGAUUCCUGGGAGACAACAUCAGUGUAUCCAAAUGGACACUUCGUGCGCGUCUUAGGGAGAAUCGGUGAUCUGGAAGGAGAGAUAGCAACCAUCCUGGUAGAGAACAGUAUCUCUGUGGUCCCCUUCUCGGAAGCCCAGAUGUGUGAGAUGCCAGUGAACACACCAGAAAACCCUUGGAAAGUGAGUCCCAAAGAAGAGCAAGAACGGAAGGACCUGAGGAACACCCACCUUGUGUUCAGCAUCGACCCCAAAGGUUGCGAAGAUGUGGAUGAUACGCUCUCAGUCAGAACCUUGAGUAACGGCAACCUGGAGCUCGGGGUCCACAUUGCUGAUGUCACACACUUUGUGGCCCCCAACUCUUACAUCGAUGUUGAAGCUAGAACAAGGGCCACCACUUACUACCUAGCGGACCGCCGCUAUGACAUGCUGCCUUCCAUCCUCAGCGCAGACCUCUGCUCCCUCUUGGGAGGCGUUGACCGGUAUGCUGUGUCAGUCAUGUGGGAAUUAGAUAAAACCUCUUAUGAAAUUAAGAAGGUGUGGUAUGGCAGAACCAUUAUCCGAUCAGCUUACAAACUGUUCUAUGAGGCGGCCCAGGAACUGCUGGAUGGAAACUUCAACAUUGUUGAUGAUAUUCCAGAAUUCAAAGCCUUGGAGGAGCAGAGCCAACAGGCCAAACUAGAGGAGUUAGUGUGGGCAAUUGGAAAGUUGACUGACAUAGCUCGCCACAUCCGAGCAAAAAGAGACCGCUGCGGUGCCUUGGAGCUGGAAGGUAUAGAGGUUCGAGUCCAGCUGGAUGACAAGAAGAACAUUCAUGACCUCAUCCCCAAGCAGCCCCUGGAGGUUCAUGAGACAGUGGCUGAAUGCAUGAUCCUGGCCAACCAUUGGGUGGCCAAGAAGAUCUGGGAGAGUUUCCCCCACCAGGCUUUGCUGCGCCAACACCCUCCUCCACACCAGGAGUUUUUCUCAGAGCUCCGGGAAUGUGCUAAAGCAAAAGGCUUCUUCAUAGACACACGGUCCAAUAAAACCCUGGCUGACUCCCUGGAUAGUGCAAAUGACCCCAAGGACCCCUUGGUAAACAAGCUGCUGCGCUCCAUGGCCACCCAGGCCAUGUCAAAUGCGCUCUACUUCUCUACGGGAUCCUGUGCUGAGGAAGAGUUCCAUCACUAUGGUCUCGCAUUAGAUAAAUAUACCCACUUUACUUCUCCAAUAAGAAGAUACUCUGAUAUUGUGGUACAUCGACUAUUAAUGGCAGCCAUUUCAAAAGACAAGAAAAUGGAGAUUAAAGAAAAUUUGUUGAGCAACAAAAACCUUGAGGAGUUAUGCAGACACAUCAACAACAGGAACCGAGCAGCACAGCGUUCUCAGAAGCAGUCCACUGAGCUCUUCCAGUGUAUGUACUUUAAAGACAGAGACCCGGAAACUGAGGAGCGCUGCAUAGCUGAUGGAGUUAUUUAUUCCAUUAGAACAAACGGUGUACUUGUAUUUAUACCAAGGUUUGGGAUUAAAGGUGCUGCUUAUCUGAAGAAUAAAGAUGGCUUAGUGAUCUCCUGUGGCCCAGAGGGCCGCUCUGAAUGGAAGCCAGGAUCCCUCCAAAGAUCUCAAAACAAGAUCAUCUCUACCACAGCUGGAGGGCAGUCUGUUACAUUUCAUCUGUUUGACCAUGUGACAGUAAGAAUUUCUGUCCAGGCCUCACGCUGUCACUCGGAUACAAUCAGGCUUGAAAUAGUAAGCAACCAACCAUACAUGAUCGCAAACACAGAACUCUGUCACCAGAGCUCCCUGCUGAAGAGUGAGUUAGUAAGGGAAGUGACCCGAUCUGUGGAAGAAGCGCAGCUUGCACAAGAAGUCAAAGGCAAGGUGAUUCAGGAAGAGCAUCAAGAAUACUGCCAGACAAAGGGAAGAAGCUUGUACACGCUGCUGGAGGAGAUAAGGGACCUAGCUCUUCUGGAUAUUUCCGACAGUUAUGCAAUGUGAAAUAUUUCCAUGUCAUUAAAGACCUUUGUCUUAAGUGGUGUACUUUCUUUUCAAACUUAAAUUUUUUUUUGUCACUUGAUGCUCUAGCUGAAGGAAAUUAAGUGGCACGCAAUGUUCUCAAAUCUCACAAAAGUGGAACUAGCUCCUUAUACAAACUAAUUUCUCUUUUUGUUGUUGUUGUGUUGUUUUUAUUUUUUCAUGAUAGGGUCUCACUAUGUAACUAUGGCUAUCCUGGAACUCAAGGCUGGUCUUAAAUUCAGAGAUCCAUCUGCCUUUCAAGUGCUAGGAUUAAAGGUGUGCAACACUAUACCUAGCUACUAAAAACUGUUUUUUUCAGCAGUGAGCAAACCAAGAUGGGGCUGUAAAAGGCAGGUUGUCAGUCUCUUUCUAGUAAAUCCAAAAUUAUCUUGCCUCAAUUCUUAGUUUUUUAAAAAGAGGGCCUCACUAUGUAGCCUUGACUAGCCUAAAACACACUAUGUAAAGCAAGCUAUUAAGAUCCUCUUGCCUCUGCCUCCAGACUGAUGGGAUUAAAGGUAUGUGCCACCA
Messenger RNA from Mastomys coucha (southern multimammate mouse), 4462 nucleotides. RefSeq names its product DIS3 like exosome 3'-5' exoribonuclease (gene Dis3l). Bases 836 to 3916 code for a protein of 1026 amino acids. Gene Ontology annotation, cellular component: cytoplasmic exosome (RNase complex). The transcript is spliced from 17 exons. The record is from RefSeq and is a predicted model, not a curated record. NCBI's taxonomy places the organism in Eukaryota, Metazoa, Chordata, Mammalia, Rodentia, Muridae. Gene Ontology annotation, molecular function: 3'-5'-RNA exonuclease activity; RNA binding. Gene Ontology annotation, biological process: rRNA catabolic process.